AGCAUGUAACGUGAGGCUAUUUACUCAACGUCGCUCCUAUACCGAUAUCCGUGCAUUCCUCGAUGCUCUGUAUGAGGUCGGCUUUAUUUGUCAAACCUUACUCUGACAUGCUUGAGGAUGUUAGAUCAACAGUAUGUCCGAGAGUGUCUCAGAAGUAUCAAAUAAGAUGGAAAGGAGAAAAAUAUUUCAGUUUAAUUUGAACGCUUUGGGUCCCUAAUCGGAGAUUGAUUUGGCGAUUAAGCCUCCGACGCAGACGAGGUUAGGUUUGAAAACCUAAAAACUGUCGAUGUCAUGAGUUGUACGUUGGGAAGUGGUCGAACUCAACGCAACUUGCGAACCUUUGCCGGCCAUUUCUUGUGAGGUGACAAGGUCCUGUGGGAACAUCACUCAGCUUGUUGUAUGCGUACGUUACUGUCGUCAUUUGGAAAGCAUAUCGGGCCAACGCGUUCAAAGCUGUGCUUUGAGCAAAAUCCGAACACAGUUGCGACAGCAGUACCAGUAGUACAGGCAGGGUGUGGACAGGUACAUGUAUACCCAGCAGCAUGUUAGAUGACAAGUACUUCCGCCAGCUAGCAAGUAGCUUGGGCCAUGAGUGGCUGAAGCUUGCCUCAUAUCUGGAUUUUAGCCGAGAUGUCAUCGACAGGUUGCAGGAGGACUACCGCAGAGCUGAGGAGUGCAUCUUUCAGAUGCUGGUUUCCUGGAGACAGAACUCAGACUGGAGGCUGAAUAACAGCCUGAAGCUACAAGGGGCAUUGGUCAAAUGUGGGCGGCGCGAUCUCGCAGAUCAACUCCAAGACAUUUGUCUGAGCGAUGGUUUUCAGCAAGUAGUAACCCUGUCUGACUUUUCUGAAGAAAGUGAUGGCCGGCCUUUUGAAGAAAAUCGCAUCCAGCACAUUGAGUCAAACCAACACUGUAAAUGUAUCAAGCGCAUGAACAGUAUUGAGCAUUUGCAGAUGUUACGAGCAGAGUUCCAUCAACGUUUUGCACACUUGCAUGGCAUGGACCGACUUGGCAGUUUGUGCCAUCUGGUGGAUUUUGUUGCAGGGUAUUUUGACUUCUAUGGUGGGACGCUUGGCCUCCCUGAAUAUGACGUUCACCUGUAUAUCCCUCAAGGUGCAAUACCAUCAGGAAAAAUAGAGGAGGUGUAUCUGUACGUCAACCCCAUGGUCCAGUCUGUGUCAGGGUUGCAUUCUAGAGCCCUGCUCUCCCCUCUUGUCGAAUGUGGCCCAUCAGGACUAAAGUUUCUGAAGAGUGUAGUGCUCCAUCUCCCACACUUCGCAACAAAUGGUGGAACAGGCUGGGAUAUCACAGCAGGUGUUUCAUACUCGGAGUCAGAAGACACCCACUCAGAUGAUUGGAAUAAUCUGAGUCCAGAUGAGAACAGCAAUUUGAUCAUCAAUCAGCAGCAGAUUAUAUUGGCACUAGAUCACUUCUCAACAUAUGCUGCAAUUGGAACACCAUUUAAUGAGGAUUGUGGCAAGACGAUGAAGAUCUACAUUUCUCCUAUCAAUUCUCCAACUGAUAGCCUUAACGUUCAUGUUCUGAUCUGGAACAACAUCAACAUAACAAGACAGUGUGUAAUCAGAAGUCAUGAAAGACUCGCCUUUGGUGUUUUGGAUGAAGCAUGCUACUUGAAUGUUACCUGGCAUGGAGGGGAUUUAAUGCUGCAGCUAAAUAACACCUGCCCUGGAUACAAGGUUGAAACAACCAAAAAGCGUAUUGCAAAAGAAGUCCUGUGGGAAAACCAGGUGCAUAGUGUGACCUUUGACCUUUCAGUGGAUACGGCCAAUCAUAGCGGAGCUGCGAAAAAGGAAUGGGAUGGACAACAGCUAUGCAAUGUGGACAUUUAUCAGAGGAGCUGGGGUCCCUCAAGAAGCCCUGUACAUCUGUCUGUUCACCAUCCACACGCCAACAAAGCUGAUGUUAGUGCCAAGGGCAAACAGAAGACCGUAGAUCAUUCCAAGACAAGGACAGGUAGUAAAAGUGAAAGAAAAAGGAACUUCCCUGAAAGCUUGACCACAGGUGAACGUAACAGCUCCCAGACUGAUGAUGUCUUGCCAUGGAAAUUCAAAAUAUCUGUGGAUUUGGGUCAAACGGACUGCACUGACGGCACAAGUCAUCUCCUACGUGGCAUUGCAGCCUACAGAAGUGGUGAAAUAGUCGUAAGUGACUUUGUAAACAACCAGUUGGUGAUCUGCAACAUCAAGAAUGUUGUCCAAGCUAAGAUUCCACUGGAAAGAGUGUGGGACGUUGCCGUUCUGCCCAACAACAACUUAGUCGCAGUUGAUGAGACAAGCGAAGUAAAGGUUUUCACUGAGAAUCAUACAUUAGCCUUUACAUUCACAACCAAACCAGCUGCAGUGGACAAAGCUCAAGUGGGUCUGGUUAGUGCAGCUGUUGGUGAAGGUGGCAAUAUCUUCAUUGGUGAUGCAUUCAGUAAUGUCGUUUCAGAGCAUCUCCCAGCAGACGGCACUUUAGUGGGUACCAGAAAGUUGCACGUGUGUCCUCACUUCCUGGCUGUCAAUAGAAAGGGUCAGCUAUUAGUGAGCGGCUGGAAUGCCUGCAAGGUUGACAUCAUGGAUGACCGCAAUGUACAUAUAGUGAUACAGACAAUUCACCCCACUAUCCGAGGCAAGCCGGCAUGGUGUCUCGGAGUUUGUUGUAGCACCAAAGAUGAUAUCUUCAUAGUAGUGACAUCCAGCAAUGACAGACUGGGUCAUGUUCACAGAUACAACACUCAGGGUGACUUUGAGGAAUGCAUAGUGAAGGGCUUACACAAACCCCGGGGCAUUGUGUGUAUUGAUGACACUAAGCUAGCUGUUGCUAAUGACAACACAGUCAUGCUAUUUGAGAAACAGGAUUCAUAAAUUAUUUACCUACAUGUAUAACCAGGGGCUUCAAGCUUCACCUUCCAGAUUUUAUUUUAUCUUAAAGUCCACUUUUAGCUAAACCGGUAGAUACUGUACAUGAAAUCCUGUCACGUAGCUGGUGAAAGUGAUAAGAGGUUUAUCAAACUACAAUUUUGAGAUGUCAAAUUUUUUACUACAAGAGCAGUGUUUGGAGUCUUUUCAUUUCACUCCAGGCAGUAACAUGCUUCUUUUGGUUAUGUACAUGUAGCUAU
Acanthaster planci (crown-of-thorns starfish) is the source of this 3121-nucleotide messenger RNA. RefSeq lists its product as uncharacterized. Gene Ontology annotation, biological process: netrin-activated signaling pathway. Gene Ontology annotation, molecular function: protein binding; netrin receptor activity. NCBI's taxonomy places the organism in Eukaryota, Metazoa, Echinodermata, Asteroidea, Valvatida, Acanthasteridae. Gene Ontology annotation, cellular component: membrane. The record is from RefSeq and is a predicted model, not a curated record.